Macroventuria anomochaeta is the source of this 2331-nucleotide messenger RNA. RefSeq lists its product as uncharacterized. The transcript has 2 exons. The coding region runs from base 214 to 2097 and encodes 627 amino acids. Gene Ontology annotation, biological process: synaptonemal complex assembly; mitotic sister chromatid cohesion; replication-born double-strand break repair via sister chromatid exchange. Gene Ontology annotation, cellular component: cohesin complex; synaptonemal complex. Lineage: Eukaryota; Fungi; Ascomycota; Dothideomycetes; Pleosporales; Didymellaceae. Gene Ontology annotation, molecular function: chromatin binding; protein binding. The record is from RefSeq and is a predicted model, not a curated record.
CGCGCAUCCACUCCACCAUCGCUGUUCGACUUUUUGUGCCUUUCACUGCCAUUGCUACCCUUGCGCGCAUCCUUGACAACUAGACUCGAAGUCGUCGGCGCGCGCAUACCGUUUGCGCAUCCAGCUGCUGCCGACGCGCCGACGUAAACAACAACGCCGCCGACGCGUCCUCGUCUUCGCCCCGCGCAACCGUAGUCUCCACCAACCAUCGCCAUGUUUCUUCCCGAGGACCUUCUCUUCAAGUCGGGCCAGCUUGCUCGCGUCUGGCUCGCCGCCAACCAGCACAAGAAGCUCACCAAAGCGCAGGUGCUGCAGGACAAGAUCGAUGAAGACAUCCAGGUCAUCAUCCGGCCUGAGGGGGCGGCCGGCGGCCCUCUGGCACUGCGAUUGAAUGGGCAGCUGUUGCUUGGUGUAGUGCGCAUCUACCACAGGAAGGCGCACUACCUGCACGACGAUUGCAAUGACGCGCUGUGGAAGAUCAAGAUGGCUUUCCGCCCAGGAAACAUCGAUCUGCCCGCCCAGACACACGUCGCCAACCCUACAAGCUUGACACUGCCAGACAUGAUCACAGAUCUCGACCUUUUGGCGCCCAUGCCAGACCCCGCGCUGCUCUUGUCGCAAACGCUCGAUGGAGAUCUUACCUUUGGAAACACGACACUGCCGGAUUGGGACGCCAGCCAGUUCCUGUCUAACAGCGUUGAGCAAGCGCGCCACGAAGAGAUGGAACUGCAAGACAUGGAUGAUCUUGAGAUCGAUCUUGGUGAAGAUUUGGAGCCAGAAGUCGGACGCGACGCACCUUCUGAGCGACCCAUGGAAGAAGAAUUUGGCACCGAGUUAAAGCUGCGCGACGACGUCGACUUCGAUCUGGACGUUGGCGAAGAACUGACCGAAUUGGCACCUGGAGGUGGCACUGAACUCAACCUCGGUGGAGACACCGAGAUGGGUGGUAUGGGCGACAUCGAUCUGCCGCUUCCAUUGGCAUCUUCUCUAGCCGGUGAUGAGGCUCCACUGCUCACUCGCGAAGAGUCUCCGUUGUCCGAACUCGGUGAGGAAGAAGAGACUCGCCUGGCGCAGGAAGUCGCCGAGCAGGAUCCAACCCUGCUCGAGCCUGAGCAGGAGGAAGAAUCGCUCCACCAGGCCAGGGCCAAGCGCAGAAAGGUCAUUAUCCAGGAUGCCGAAACCAUGAUCUCAACUGCCCAGCUCAGGGAUCAGCAAGCGAACCGCGAUAGAAUCCUGAAGCAGGCAUCUUUCCUUCCACGCGAUCCGCUCCUGAUGGCGCUGCUUAACAUGCAGAGGUCGGGUGGCUUUGUUUCUAGCAUCCUUGGCGACGGCCGAAGUCAAGGCUGGGCUCCGGAGCUGAGGGGCAUUCUGUCAUUGGAAGUUGUCUCGCGCCCUAGUAAGCGUAAGCGAGACGGUACCGCUGCAGGCCUUGAACAGAGUGAGGAGGAGGCAGCCGCGGAGGCGGAGAAGACGCCACAACUGGAGUUCGAGCAGGACGAGCCAACAUUGGGAGGUGGUGACUUCGACCUUGGCGGCAAUACCACCAUUACUGGAGACGAGGACAUCAUUCACCUUCCCAGCGACAUCGGUACGCGACCGGAGGAGGAGGAAGAAGAAGGAGAAGAAGAAGAAGAAGCUUUCUCACCUGUUCCCGACAACUUUGACGACACAACCGCCCCGCUAUACCACCCAGCUGAGAGUGGUCCCAUCUCGCUAGGCACCAAGCACGCUGUCCACCUUCUGCGAGAACAAUUUGGACCUGAAGCAGAGGAGAGCGAGUCAAUACGACAGAAGAACACCAUCGUCUUCCAAGAGCUGCUUCCGGAGGCCCAGACGUCAAGAGCGGACGCUACCAAGAUGUUUUUCGAAGUCUUAGUUCUGGCCACAAAAGAUGCAAUCAAGGUCGAGCAGCCAGGCCCCGAGCUAGGAGGUCCGCUUCGCAUUCGCGCGAAGCGUGGCCUGUGGGGACAAUGGGCUGAGACCGCUGCCAGCGGUGAGCUGGCUUCUCAGAGUCAGGCUGAUGCGCAGACAACAGCAGUCGACGCACAUGCUGAAGGCAUUCUUGCUGGCCCAGCAGAGGUGUCUGUCUCCGCGUAAAAGUAGUUUGGCUCUUGGUUUGGCUCUUGGUUUGGUUUUGCUGGGUUAGCGACUUCAUUUGGUGGGAACUGGUAUUCAUAUGGCGGCGUUGGCCAGAUACCCUUGGUGUGUAUGGCUUUGCUUUUGUAUGAACAACUUCUGGGCAGGCGUACUGCGGCGUUUGUGUGGCUCAGUGUACGGACUCUAGUAGGAUAGCAAUAAACAAACACUCUAUAGCAAUGCGAAGCAUUUCAC